Molecule: messenger RNA, 1176 nt
Organism: Tetrahymena thermophila SB210
Lineage: Eukaryota; Ciliophora; Oligohymenophorea; Hymenostomatida; Tetrahymenidae
Exons: 1
Source: RefSeq, a predicted model, not a curated record
AUGGAAGAUUUGGUUACUAUAAAUAAGAAAAAAAGAGAUAAAAUUAAGCGAAAAAAAUAAUUAAAAUAGACGAAAUAUGGCAUGAUUCUUAUAUAAGAGAUUAGUGAUACAAAAAUAUUUUAAAUUCCAGGUGAUAUCACGUUGGAUUUAAACCAGCUUUUACAUAAAGACAGCAUAUAACUAAUAUCCUCAUGGAAUGCCUUUCUAAAGGUAAAAUAAAUCAAAAAGUCACUUUAAUCUAAAUUUAUAGAAGUAUAUCUUGAUACAGAUGUUUAAACAAGAAGCGAUAUACCGCUUAUUAUCAAAUUACUUAAAGACAGUCAAUCAAAAGAACUGUUUGAUCUUGCUAACAUGAUUGAAGAGUAUUAAAAUGUCGUCUAAUCUAAAUAGCUUCUCUAGAACUUAAAAAUAGAACAGAAAAUGGAGUAAAUAAUUAUUAAAUAAGAAGAAGACCAAAGCGAGGAAGUUUGUGAUGAAUAUCAUGGAUGGAACUUUGAAAAAAGCGCAGAAAAAGCAGAGAAAAUAAUAAACGAUCUAAUUAACUCUAUGAAGGAUUCAGAUGAUCAUUAUACCUACUUAUUGCUUAAAGGAAAUAAGUACGAUUAAAUUAAAAGCAGAUUGGGAUAUUCUACCUAAAUAUUAAGAAAUUUUCUGUGCUUAAAUGAUGAGCAGAUAGAACAGUUAUGCUUAAGGAAACCUAUUAUAAUUAACAUAAAAUACAAGCAUUAAUAUACUGAAUAUUUAUUUAAUAGAAUUAAUAAUUUGGUAAGAGCUUUAAAAUAAGAAAGUAGUGAUUUAGAUUAUUUUAGAUAAUCAUGUAAUGAGUUAAACCAAUUGACAUUUGAUUUAUAUAGUAUUGAUAAUUUAGUUGUUAAAGUAUAAUAUAAAUAAUAUUUGUAUGUUUUAAGUAAUUAUAAAAACUAAAUGGAUGACAUACUAUACAUAGGUAAGUGUAUGCCUAUUCGGAAUCAAUCGGCUUCCUAAAUUUUAUAGGGUAUGAGAAAUCUAAGAAAAAAUUUAAGUGAAAUAUGUUAAUAAAAUUCUUAUAUGAAUUAUUUAAGUUAUCAGCUAAUCUUAAAUGAUUAAAAUUAUAUAAAACAAUCUUUAAAUUUUGUUGAUAAAUUUUACACUAUCAUUAAUAAUGACAUUUUUUCAGAUAUUUUAUAAAAUUUAUGA